Dentiscutata heterogama is the source of this 592-nucleotide messenger RNA. The record is from the annotation of a GenBank genome assembly. NCBI's taxonomy places the organism in Eukaryota, Fungi, Glomeromycota, Glomeromycetes, Diversisporales, Gigasporaceae.
AUGAAAGAAGGCAUCAAAUAUAUGGAACUUUAUGAUUUAAGGACAAACCAGUUAGUAAAUACCUUUCAAAUGCAGAAUUUAUCCAAAUCACUAUAUUUAGAAUAUCCUCCUCUCUACGCAAUAUCAACCAAUGGUAAAUUAUUUGCAUACGCAUCGACAUUGACUAAAGAAAUUAAAAUACAUUCGACCGAAAGUGGCCUUGAACUAGUGAGAAAACCUGUAAUGGAUACUGUAGCCUCAACAUUCCAGUUUAUUAAUUUUUUUCAUAAUGAUGAAAUGCUUCUUGUAAUUUCAGAAAGUCAAUGGUUUGUCUGGAAUAUUUUUGGUUCAUUAUUAGAUACCGAUAAAUUAGAGAAUUUAGGAUUUAUAAUAGAACUUCCAUUAAAUUUUGGUGAAAAUUUUGAAAAAUUAGAACAAUCAAAUUCAUUCAUGGUCGUUGAUAAGGGUGACAAACUAGCAAUUUAUGACGAUUUGAUCAUAGAUAAAUAUUUGCAAUAUUUAAAGAAAGUUGAUGGGCAAAAUUGGAAAAAAUUAUCAAUUGAUUAUUUUUCGAGGCAAGAUCUCGAUAAUAAUAUUAUCCUAGAUUUUCAGG